GCAGGGCGGAACCCAAACCCAUGGUGUGGGGCUCAGCAUUCUCCUUAUGUUAGUGUUCGAAGGAGUUGUGGAGGUGAGGCUGGCAAAUGGCAGUAUGCACUGUGCUGGGAGAGUGGAGGUGAAAUACAACAAUGAGUGGGGGACCGUGUGUGACGACUCAUGGGACGUGAACGAUGCCGCAGUGGUUUGCAAGCAGUUGGACUGCGGGUCUGCUAUAGAAGCUCCUCACUACGGAUACUUUGGGCCAGGAUCUGGCCCCAUUUGGAUGGAUGACGUUGCCUGUAAUGGCUCUGAGUCUGCACUGUCUGACUGCAUGCAUGCAGGAUGGAAAAAACAUAACUGUUAUCACAAUGAGGACGCCGGAGUUACAUGUUCAGCACCCACCAAAAGGUGCCGGGAUGGCUGUGGGGCUCUGCAUGUAGCUGAUUGGGAGAUGAGGUGGGACAUAAAAAUGGAAGUGCCAGUGAGAUCACAAGUGUCUUUGCUUGCUCCAGGACCUGUUCGGCUUGUUGGAGGAGACAAUGACUGCUCAGGUCAUGUGGAGAUCCAUGAUGGAAAACAGUGGAAAUCUGUCUGUGACUCACACUUUGGUCCCAAAGCUGCCGAUGUUGUCUGCAGGGAUUUGCUGUGUGGCAAAGCCCUGCUGUUACCCAGAGCAACUCCUUUGGAUGAAGAAGUCAGUCCCACUUGUGACAGGGAUCUGCAGUAUGUGAUGAAUGCAUCUGUCCUCACCUCCUGCCUCAAGGAAUCCUUCAUCAACCAGUCCUGCACCCACCCAAAUGGCACUUACGUCACCUGCACGAGUGAGGACUCAGGGUGGGAGUAUACAGGGUUCAGGCUGGCGAACGGCAGCACGGCGUGUGCAGGCAGGGUGGAGAUCCAGGUGAUGGGGACCUGGGGCACCCUCUGUGCUUCCCGCUGGGACAUCUCGGAUGCCCACGUUCUCUGUCGUCACCUUGGCUGUGGGUUUGCGGACACCGUUCCUAAAGGAGGGCAUUUUGGGGGAGGAACUGGCCCUGUCUGGAGUGACUCGUUCCACUGUGAUGGGAGUGAAGCCCUCCUGGCUCAGUGCCCAGUGACCGCCCUGGGGGCCUCUCUGUGCUCUCAUGAGAACGAUGCCGCUGUUGUUUGCUCGGGGCACGAGGCCAGCCUGAGCCUCUGCAACACCUCCCUGCCAGAGGCCACGAGCAUCAUGGAGGACGUGGGGGUCGUGUGCCGGGGGAGCCGACGGGUCCGACUGGCGGAUGGGGCUGGGCGCUGUGCAGGGAGAGUGGAGAUCUACUACCAGGGCCGAUGGGGCACGGUCUGCGAUGACGCCUGGGACAUGGCCGACGCUGAUGUUGUUUGCCGCCAGCUGAGCUGCGGGUGGGCCGUGGAGGCGGCCGGCUCCGCUCGGUUUGGGGAGGGCUCCGGGCAGAUCUGGCUGGAUGAUGUAAACUGCUCUGGGACUGAAGCUGCUCUCUGGGACUGUCAUGUCCAGAGAUGGGGACAGCAUGACUGUGGGCACAAGGAGGACGCGGGAGUCGUCUGCUCAGAGUUCAUGGCCCUGAGGCUGGAGAACAACGAUGGCUGCUCCGGGCGCCUGCAGGUUUUCUAUAACGGAACGUGGGGCAGUGUUUGUUCCAACUCGAUGACUCCUCACACGGUGCCAUUGGUGUGCAAGCAGCUGGGCUGUGGGAACAGUGGGACCCUGGAAAUGAGCUCGCGCUACGAUAAGCUUUCUGGCACUGCAUGGCUGGAUCGUAUAGAGUGUGGGAAGAGCAAUAGCACCUUCUGGCAGUGUCCUUCUGCACCCUGGGACCCAAAGUCAUGUGAUGAUCUGCGAGAUGAGACCAACAUCACCUGCACUGGUAACUAUGAGCCACAUGGGCACCAGUGCCACCCCAGCUCCUGCUACCUGGUUGUCACAGUCUGGCACAGAGAAAGAGCCUUGGGGAGGGCUUUUUCUGCCCAUGUCAAACUCAGCUGCUGCUGCUGGCAAAUAGGCCACUUCAGCUGUCAGAGCCGCACUUGCCCACCAGCAAUGCCCAGGGGAAGCAGAGGCAACUCCAGGGGAAGUCUCAGAAGAGACCAGACAGGGGGGGUCAGCUGCUGCCGUGACCACAGUGAGGUGCAAGACAAGGCCAGCUCUGCUCUCUUCUGCACAACUCCCAGCCCCUUCACUACAACACUUCUUUCUGCAGGGAGACAGCCAGGAAGGCUUCUGCUGGCAGCAUGCCCCAACUCCACCAGUUGCACGGACAGGGAGAAGAUCCGUGCUGUGGGAGGCAAGGACAGAUGCUCAGGCAGAGUGGAGGUCUGGCACCAUGGCUCCUGGGGGACAGUGUGUGAUGACUCAUGGGACAUGCAGGAUGCUGAGGUGGCGUGCCGCCAGCUGGGCUGUGGCCCUGCAGUGUCUGCCCUGGCUGAGGCUGCAUUUGGGGAAGGUACAGGACUGAUCUGGCUGGAGCAAGUGGAGUGCAAAGGGACGGAGCUGUCGCUGCAGGACUGCUGGGCCCGGCCUGGAGACAGUGGUGUCUGCCGGCAUAAGGAAGAUGUUGGAGUGCAUUGCUUAGCUUCACCCAGGAUGACAGCAUUCCCCCCACAAGCAGGUAAGGCGUCCACCCUUGGGGUGGAUCUUCACUGAGCCACACUGUGAUCCGCAGCCAGGGGGAGGAAUCUCUUUAUCAGGGUGUGAAAUGCCCAGGAAGAGGCACAAGGCCGUUAGGGAUGGGGAGGGGCUGUAAUGUACCCAGGAGGAUGGGAACUACUGCAUCACCCAGCCCCUGGCCCGAAGCCCCCACUGCCUUGCAUGAUUGGGGUAAGGGCUGGGAUGUCCUGCCCCUUUUCUCUCUGAACCUUGGUGAAUCCAUGUUCCUUCCCCUGCAGACUAUCCGAUUGGCAGAGGGAGAGUCUCCGUGCCUGUUGUCAUUUGCAUUAUCCUGGGGGCUCUUCUCUGCCUGCUCCUGGCCCUCCUGGCUGGGCAGGUGCAAAGUGCCAAGGCUCAGCGCAGAGGUAGGUCCUGUCCCAGUAAUUCUGGUGGAGAUGCCUCCUGAUAGGGUUGGCAGUGAUGCUGGAAGGAGCAUGGGUAACGUGGGGGGAUAGGACCAUCUGCUGCUUCCUGUUCCACACCACUCCACAGACAGCCUGGACAUUGGGCCCCAGCAGCAAGGGGUGGAGAGAGCCCAGAAGCAGAGGGAGUUAAUGCUGGGGCAAGGGAAGAAAUGGCAAAGCAACACUGGUAGAGAUGGGAGUAGAGAGGAGACAGCCAAAGAUGUUCCACUAUGGCAGCAGUGGAGGGGGCUCUGGGGCAGAGAAGGUGCCAGGAAGAGCGCGGGGUGCAGUCCAUCACUCUGUUGUUAGGCUUCUGUGUUGUGUUGGGCACAGCCAUGCUAUGGACCUGAGGGGCAGAGAGAGGGCAGAUCCAGAGGUCAGCAGUGGGAUCUAACACAGGGGCCAAAGAAGCAUGAAGGUUGUCUCUGACAAGUCGGUGUGAGGCUGAUGCUGACUCGCACCAGCUCGUUGCUCUCAAAGGGGAUGUGAAAUGGUGCCCAAAAAGCCCAGGAGCAGGGCAUGGGGAGAAAAGCAGAGUCCCACCCCUCUCCACCCAUCCCCAGAACAGACCUGCCUUUGUCCUCAGGCUCCGGAAGAACUGAGGAGUCCUUCUUGGAGGCUGUGUAUGAGGAGAUCAG
This is a messenger RNA of Phasianus colchicus (ring-necked pheasant), 3671 nucleotides long. Lineage: Eukaryota; Metazoa; Chordata; Aves; Galliformes; Phasianidae. The record is from RefSeq and is a predicted model, not a curated record.